GUAGACACCGGUGAUUGUUCGUGUGUCAAAGGUAGAUGCCGGAUGCUUGAUCGGCUACGUUUGCUCAUUAAACGCCUUUCCCCGAUUCAACGUCAUUACCGCUAACCGAAGAAGGUAUAAGUUUCUAUCUCUAGCUAUGGUUUUAGUACGUGUUCUUGGGCUAGUAAUCACUAUUGGGAGCUUAAAUUUUUGUAUUUCCGCUGCCCUCCCAACCGUGAUUACCUUUCACCUGGUUCCAGCAUAAAACUGAUUUUGCACUGUGAGCCCCCUGCGAUAGAAUCCAUGGCCAUAGUCAGAGAUUUGCUUUGCCUCAAGACGGUCCAUGUGCUCCUCAUAAGUAAGAAGCUCUAUCUCAAGCGAGUGACAGACUUCAUCAAGUGAACUUUGAGAAGUCUCAGCAAAACUCCUUUCCUCAGUAAGGGCUAGGUUGAGCUCCUCGACUUGGCGGGAGAGCUAGCGCUCCACCUCCUUUGAAUGUAAGCGCCAUUUGUGUCAGCUUCUUUUGCCGCUUUCUAAGCCUCAAGACUCGCUUGCCCUCGCCAUUUCUGCUCAAGCUCCUCUUUCACGGCGCAACGAUGGAGAUCCGCUUGUUUGCAGAUAGCUCGCUCACGCUCCUCGCACUCGGUGUGCAUCCUUUGGAUGGUCUGUUCCUUAAAAAUCUAGGCUUGGUCGACAUCCUCAAGCCGUUUUAAAAGGAGAUCUCGAUUUUUGGCCUUGAGUUGGUCACGCUCAGAAAGAACCCGAUCAUAGUCUAGAUGCUCACGGGACAAGGUGGCAUUACGAUCCACGAUACGGUGAGAAUGACGCGGGGCGUCUGAAACAGCAACAUAGUAUGCCUGUUAGGAAUAAAGAGAACAUUUGACCAUGAGUAAAAAGGAAAGGGAAAGAAACAAGCUAAGUCAAGUAAAGCUUUAAAUAUCAUGCGAGUAUGCUCCUCUAGAAUGAAAGGCUAGGCCAGACUUUGGAGUUCGUCUGGGUGUUCCGUACGGAAUUUCUUCCUCAUGCAGACGAAGUCGGAAGUCCAUACCAGCCCAAGCAGUGUAACCCGUAAAGAGAUGGGCUUCUCGAGCAUAAGGGUAAGGGAGAUUGGCAGAUCGCAUGUGCUGACCCAAGGACAGCAUGUCACCAGCAACCUCCACAUCCAGAGGACGGUGAUCCAGAAGACGGUGAGAAGUUCCGAGAGAAGCCCGGACUGGAUCCAAGUCCAUGCACUUGGACGUGGAGAUGUUCUAGAGACCCCUGCAAGCCAGUGGGGUGUUGAGAAAAAGAAGCUCCGCCGCCAAAGAGAUUAGUCAGAGGCACACCGAGAAUAAAGUUAGGACCCCUAAGGGCCGUGGGAGAAAACUCAGAAAAGUUGUAAAGACCUUCCUUAUCCUCCUAGUUGUCGACCUCUCCCCCUUGGUGGACCGCCUGGAUAGUCGCCCAGUACCUCUCGUUCAUAGUGGCCGAGUGGACGUCCUCCUCUCCCUCUAGAGAGGGAUCCCUUCGGGAAGAGCACCGUGAGCGGCGCACACGUGUGGGCCUAAGUGGAGGGGCCCAUGUGGAAGUGGUAUUCCCAGAUAUUGCUUGUAGGGGAGCAUCCAAAGGUAUCCAAAAACCAAGGCCUCGAAUGUAGUCGUUCUUGGAAAAGAGAUUGCGAGGAAUGGGAUGACCAUUUUUUAAGAAGAGCCCGAAGAUCUCCUCAAGAUGCAGAGAGUGGGGAGGAAAAGAGUAUGAUGGGGACUUAUCCUCCUUCUUCCUCCACACAUUGGGGAAAGGAAGAUUUUCGUGUUCCAUUACCAUAAAGAAUCGGCGGUACUAAUCCUCAAUUUUAUUUUCCGGACCAUCAAGGAUUUGCUUAUCUGUCUUGGCCGUGAAACUGAAGAAACCCCUACCCGCAUCACGAUCAUACUUGUGGGGCCGCAAGAAGUGUAGGAAGAUAUCCAAGGUUGGCUCUAUGCCCUUUUAUGACAACGGGCCAAGAAGUAGAAGAUAGUCUCGUGAGAAUUGGAGAAUAUUUGGGCAGGAGGGAUGAAGUAGUGGUUACAAAUGUACACCAAAAGGAUAUGGAGGGGAAAACGCCACUCUAGCUUCACCGAGUCAUAGUGCACAAUGAGGCGGCAGACAGGAUUGUGUUUAUUCUCCAAAGUGGUGCCAUCGGCUGGCAGACCUCAUAACAAAGAGGGAUCAGACCCCUCAUCUCCCUAAGCUGAGCAUCAAAAAUGGACAAAACGUUCUUGUCACCCUUCGAUUUUUUACCACCGUUGAAGAAUUUAGUAGCCUUAAUCACAGCUUUCUUCAUUCUGGGAGAAGACAAGGAAGAAAAGUUUAAUUUGGUGCAAAAGAAGGGAGACAGAAAU
This is a messenger RNA of Cuscuta campestris, 2339 nucleotides long. The record is from the annotation of a GenBank genome assembly. NCBI's taxonomy places the organism in Eukaryota, Viridiplantae, Streptophyta, Magnoliopsida, Solanales, Convolvulaceae.